UCAGCACCCGCCCCUUCCCGCUCCUUCCCGCCCCGGGGCAGGGCGCAGGCGCCGCGUUCAGCUCGCGUCGCUAUGGUCGUCGCUGGCGCUGCGACCCCGCCGUCACCGGGCGCUAUGCGGGCUCCGCUGGCCCUGAUGGUGUUAACGGUGCUGCUGGCGCCCAGCCGGAACGCGGCCUCCCGCCAGGAGCGGCCGCCCACAGUGCCUUCACCAUCAGGGACUGAAAUCACAUCCAGAAAUUUCAGAACUAUCUUGAAGUGGCAGUACCCGUCCAUGUCUGAAACUCCUCGCUUUGUUGUUGAAGUCAAGCCUUACGUUAUAGGCUACUAUAAAACUGUCUCAGCUUGUGUGAACAUCUCAGCUACUUCUUGCGAUCUGUCAGGGGAAAUAGAGGACAGUUCUUUUUCCUACUGGUUUCGUAUUAAAGCUAUUGUUGGAUCACAACAGUCUGAGUAUGUUGAGACAGAUGAGUUUGUUUUGCGAAAGCAUGGAAAAGUUGGACCACCAAAGCUGAAUCUCUCAAGGCAUGGAGCUGAAAUCAUAGUUGAUAUUUACCCUCCUGAAUUUCCAUCUGUGGAGGUUCAGCCUUGGAUUGAAAAGAUUUAUUCAGAUCUCUCAUACUUGGUGAUCUUUAGGAAUAGUGAAAAUGAGAGUUUUACAGAACACUGUACAGUUUUAGAGUACACUGGGGCAGACUAUGAGACGAGUAAAUGUAACCUAGCCAUCCCAGUUCCUUCUGAAGGUUCUACGUACUGCGUUUCGGCAACAGGACAUUUUUAUGAUGAUCUGAUAGUUGGUGCCCCAUCAAAUGAAAGUUGCAUUUGGGUUCCUCCCCAGAACGAGGCUUGGAGUACAGAAGUUGCUAUAAUUUUAUCUACAAUUCUACUGAUUGUGGGCCUAAUUUUGGCAGUGUGUUAUGGCUGCAAGAGACUAAGGAAGAAAAACAUAAAGCUGCCUAAAUCUUUGGUCAGUGUGAUAAGAAACCUGAACGCAGACCACAGCUUCGAAUCAAGAUCAGAAGCAAAAGACAUUUGUGCAGUAAGCGUCGUGCCAGUCCCAUCUGUGAGUGUCCCAUCAUCAAUGAAUGAUGAUGAAGCCUUGCUGAAUGUGGAGUCAGAAGAAGAAGCUGUUACUCCUGAGAAUUUCAGUGAAGGAACAUCUUCCGGUCCUCCUCUGGAGGCACUGGACAAAGUGGAAGAGACCUCUGUGCAGGAGAAUACAGAAGCACAUUCUGGUGUUACACAGAAUCAUAAAGAAAAAGAAAACAAUUUCAUUUCUGAUAGUAGCCAAACAGAUGUAUGUAGUAACUCCUCAGGUCCAGCGGUUUCUGCCACGGAAAUUCGACAAGCAGUCAUUCCAAGCAGCUGUCCCAAGUUUUCUGGCUAUGACAAGCCUCAUGUGCCGCUAGAUAUGUUGAUAGACGUUGGUGAAGAACAGCCUGUGAUUGCAUACAGAUCAACUGAAUAACUGGGAUAGCUGAAAUGCUUAACCAGAGCUCAUAAACAGCAGCAUUACCGAAGAGAAUGAAGAGCCUGGGCUAUGUUUUGAAUGUCUGCAGGUUGUGCUUGUACUGAUGGAAACAGCACAACCCGUAUUCAUCUUAACGCAAUGGAAUCUUGAGAUGGAACUGAGAGUAGUGCCUGAAAACUGUAUGAAAACUUGGGGGAAAAAUUCAUAAUAACCUGUCUCUUACAAAAAAGAUUGCAUGUAGGACAUGGCUUCCUUUUUCUUUUUUGAACAAAAUAGCUGUGUUGAUUGAACAGUACUCUGUGAAGAGCAGAGGUUUUAUGAAGGAGUGUAAAAAAACAGCUGCUGUGUCACCAACUCCCUUCUGUUUCAAAUACUUCUCAAAGUUCAUGAACUAAAUGCUUAACAAGUCCUUGGUUAUGACAGAGAUGUGCUAGAAAAACUAACCUUUUUUUUUUUUUGGAGCUAUUUUCUUCCUUAUAUUUGCGUUCUCCAAAGUGCUUGAAGUACUAGGAAAUCCUAGUAUUUCCUUUAAGUAAGGAUGUACCUGUAACUUUUUCCUGUGUCACUUAAGAAUUUGAUUCCGUGGGCCAAGAUCCAGUCAUUGAUGCUCUUUUCUGCAACUGCAGAUGUGUACCAGAGCCAUUACUUAGCGCUUUUCAGUGAGGAAACAUUAAACCUUUUUUUUUCUUCAAAGCACAAGUCUUAUGAUGUGAAAAGCAGUUCUUUAAAGUGCUGUUAUUUCUGUAUAGCUGCAUCCAGCUGCCUACGUGUGUUGUGUAAACACGUCACGUUCUGGGUGACUCCCGUAUAGGCGUCCUAGCUGUCCGUAUUGGAGUGGCAGUGGGGGGAAAAGAAGCAUGUAACAGGCACAGGCAGUUACACAGAUUCUUUGGGAAGAGUUUUUUCCAAACGGAUAAGCCUGCUUUCCUCUAGAGCGUUUUUUUUCCUAAAUCUUAGAAGAAUAUGGGGUUUUCUAAUAGAAACCAACAUUACUUCUGCCGCUCACAUCUUGCAGCAAGUUAAAAAAUGACAGAAAGGCAGUGAGUGAUUUUCCUGACGUAACUCAGGAACUACACCAAACUGUAAAUACUCUAAAAUACAUCUCAAGACAACUGAAAAGUAGUGUGAUAAUUUGAACUUCUUACAUCGCUUUCGUCUGCUCUGGGUGUUGUUGUGCAAGAUAAUAAUUUUGAAAAGUAAAGGAUGUGACUUUUACUUUUUUUUCUAUUUAAAAACUUCGUAAGUCUGAUGCCUACGAACCAGUUAUUUGCCCUUGAAUCCAGGUUUGCUGGUGUUUUUUUUAAUCUGUUUGUAGGAAAUGUUUAUGACAGGACUUAAAGGUUAGUUUGAAGAAAUGGGAUAUUUUUACAGGCAGUAAAACGCACACUUAAGGUAGUGCAUAUAGAAAAUUGUUUUAAAAGAUCAUUUUUGUAGGCAUCUCAGAAGCAUUUGCUUGUUAUAGCAGGAUGUUUUAAAGGAAGGGGUAUCGUUGUACUUUUGUCCUUAUGUUUCUCAGUGGCAUGAGUAUUCCUAAUGUAAAUCUUCCACGGCAGCUACUGGAGUGCUUCCUUUCCUGCAGAUGGCUGACAUGAACCACAACUGUAUGUGCUCAGUUCCCAAAGGUUUAAAGACAGUAGCUAUUUUUUCCCUUCACUGUUCACAGGAAAGUAACAGUUCCAUCAGUAGUAUUUUGAUAAUUUUAGGAAAAACCAAAUCAAACAGCUGAAUUCUGUAACUAUGGAAUAGUGGAAAACCCAGCUAGAAAGAUUUGUGUUACUUGGCUGUGGUUUAUUCCUUUGUUACAGUCAAGUGUAGUGAGACCCCAUGGUAAGUUGUUUUUUUGUCACGUUCGGUUUGAGUUCCUAGAAGGCGUUGCAAGUGAAUUACUGCUCAGAGUCCGCUAACGUGUAGAUAUCUUUACUGCAGCAGUGAAGAAAACAACUCUUGGUGUUACGCGAAAGCUUUGAAAGUCAGAAGUAACUUGCAGUCUAACCUUCAGCUAAGCUGACUUCUCAGUUGAUGACAUGGUUCACCACUGACGUGUGCUUUUAGCAGUCUGUUCUGCCAAGGAGAUGUCUCGUGCAGAGCUUCAAGGUGCUUUCAUUCUUUCUGUGUCAUUUCUUUCAGGUUUUGUUGGUUUGUUUAUAAAUAUGAACUGCAGGGAAUAUCUCAGGACUUAAAUUUUAGCUACGUGCCAAAAUCUAACUACAUCUGACUCAAGGCUCAGAAGGGUGAAGUAGUGUCUUAGAAAUCAUCGGGUUAGCUUAUUUUUUGGAAGGAAGUUUGUGAUCAGAUAUUAAUUUGUUGAGCGACUCUUUCCUUUGCUAAUGCUCAGCACGUUUCAGCUUAGCAUACUUGGCACCUUAUUUUCCUUUUCUCAGCUUUGUCCUAAACUGUUGCUGUACUCCAGGAAGAUCAAGAUUUGGCAGUAGUGGGCAUUCCAUUUAGUGUGCCUGCCUCAAAACCCUUUUGUCAUAAGUAUGUAAGUUCUUGGAAUCGUUAGCUUUACAUUCUUAACUCCUUGUUGGAACGCUGGCACUGUUAGAAAAAUUACUGCCUGACACUAGGCAUCUUAGGGAGCUAUUCUGUUCACACGGCUCUAAGUAUUUUCUAUUCUGGUAAAGUAUUCCCUUCUGUUUAAUUUUUGCCGCGGUGCUGGAAGAGAAAUGGUAUUUUUUACCUGUUGGAGAGCAGGCAGAUAUAUUUUAGAACCAAGUGACCUCAUUCUUUUUCUUUCCCACCACUCUUUCAAACUACUGCAUUAUAUGUUGUUUCUUCUGGAUUGUUCAAGACGCAUGGAGUCCUGUGUGAGCAGAAGGCCAGCCAGGUGCUAGGGUAUCGUUCAGAAUAGGAAGGCUAACAUCAGAAACAACACAGAAAUAUAUCAUGACUAUAUGGGAAGAAAAUGGCGUGGUGAACAGUUAUAUAUAAUGGAAAAGCAGUCAUUCUCUAGCCUGAAAAUCAAGUACAGGAGAAAGGGAAUUUUAUGCUACACGACCGAGGUCUGUGUGCCACCUUCUCUGCAGGUAUCAGUCUGCGUGCUGUAUAUUGGAAGCCAGUGAUGUGAGGAUUUCUCAGGUGUUGCAGCUGCUCCGGACGUCUUGCAGGUUUUGUAACUGUGGUGUAAAGAACUUUCAGGGUGUGCAAAGCACCAGGUGUGUUUCUUUGGUAGCUGUGACUGAAAACGUGAGGCCACAGUGAGAGAAGAAUGCUCUGUGGACCAGUAAGCUUCAUUUUCCCUAGUCCUUUCUACAGCAGUUGUCAGCAGGAAUAUUAAGAGCGAGACUAAGAACAGGGCAAGUGCAUGACAGCAUUUCUGCUAGGAUACGAUCUGGCUACCGACAGCUGCAGUGUGAAACCUUUUUGGAGCAAGGAACAUGUGGCUCACCAGCCACAGUGUUGCUUUUGCGGCUCUAUAGUACCAAAAAAUUGAGCCGUUGUUGUUUUGAAGAUGGUAUAGGUAAUAUUUAGCUAUACAUUUUCAUUUAACUAUUAAAUGUAUUUAAAGGGAUAAGCUCAUAUUCUUUUGGUGAAGGCAUAGUUUAAGUUCCCAAAUACUUGUUCAUAGCACUUACGGAUAUCAAGAAGCCUAACACUUGCAGGGCCAAAAGCACUUAACACGCAUGCUACUUACUGCCAUAAAAUAGCAGCUAUUCAGUAUGACACACGGGGAAGUUUUCACCACUUUCGCCUGCUUUGGGUGAUUUUUACUCUUGUUAUGGAUGCUCAGCCUUCUUCUCUUCCAGUCUCUUAUAGGAGAUGUGGGAGCUGAUGGAGUGUAAGAUUUCAGAACAUUCUAUUCUUUGUAAAACCACAUGCAUCGCAGACUUCGGGGCUAAUACCUGGCAACUUCUUCUAAGAGCUGCUUUCUCUGUCCUUUUUGCACAGACGCUGUAGGGUUUGAUGCUCUGUAGUUAGAAUCAUAGAGUCAUUUGUGUUGGAAGGGACCCUUAGAGGCCGUCUGGUCCAACUCCACUGCAAUUAAAUGCUGCAGCAGUACUCUGUGCUGGUGCAGAAGCGUAAAAUGUUCUGGUUUUAUGGUUUUUCUACAUAAAUAAUGUAGCUUGAAAAUAGUUAUUUACGAAUCUCUUGGCGUCUGUGGAAACAAAAUGUAGUGUCCGGAUUGCUUAGAUAAGUUUGUAUGUAGUCCGUCACUAGUCUGGAUUCUGGGAAAUGAGGCGUCAUUGGAAAACCUGUUUCUCUCAAUUAAGGCUUGAAAUAACUGACUACUUUGAAAUGGUGCCUUGUAAACAGUAUUAGUAAAUGGAGCUGUUGCACUUCAUUCACAUUGGUAGUUCCAGCAUGUCUUUUCUUAAAUGCGCAUUUUCAUCUUCCAAGUUACGGAACCCAAAAUACAGAUUUCCUAUAGUGGCCUGCAUAGAUUUUAAGUGUAGCUUUUAAAAAAUCAGUCCUUUGAAUAGCGAGUCCACGUUUGUUCCUACACUCUGCGUUCUUGAAAUGGACGCAAGCACUAGACUGUGUGGCACCUCCUCAGGUCUGCACUUUGUUCUUCUCCCCACACUGUCAUUGCUCCUCCUCCAUGUCUAUCUAAAGACUCCACAAAGCCACCAGGCAAUGUGCUCAAGCAGUUGUCAUCUUUAGAAAGCAUUUUCUUAGUGUGUAACCCAAGUCUUCCUAUCUUCAGAAACCAUCUGCAGUGAGCCUCUCCAUUUUUUUUAUUACCGGUGUAAAUACUCUGUAUUGAAAAUGUUUGUUAUUAAAAAAAUCUCAAAAGACAAA
Messenger RNA from Numida meleagris (helmeted guineafowl), 6210 nucleotides. RefSeq names its product interferon gamma receptor 1 (gene IFNGR1). The record is from RefSeq and is a predicted model, not a curated record. The transcript has 7 exons. The coding region runs from base 73 to 1467 and encodes 464 amino acids. NCBI's taxonomy places the organism in Eukaryota, Metazoa, Chordata, Aves, Galliformes, Numididae. Gene Ontology annotation, molecular function: cytokine binding; cytokine receptor activity. Gene Ontology annotation, cellular component: membrane.